AUGGACAUCAGUGACCUCCUUGUCCGCCAUGAGAAGCUCGUUCACCUCAACGAGGGCAGCAAGGAGAAUAAUCGGCCAAGAAAGACUUCAUCCAGCACACAUAAUCCGCCAUCUUCCUCCGACAGCCAUGUCGAACACGAAAUGUUGGGCGUCCAGCGCCCACCUCAGCCCCAGUAUCACCAGGAGUCAAUAACGGCCGUGGCAUCCACCAUGGCCCCAGAUCCUCGCAUGCCAGGCCCGGCACGUACCGCUGCCUGCAACCUCGAUCUACUUUCUGAUGCGGCACUGGCCAGCGAAGUGAACCCCAUGCAGCAACCUAUGAUGGCCGAGAUGGGACGUCCGCCUUCUGAUCAUACGAGGAUCAAGUCCUAUGAUGAGUCGAUGGGGUAUCCCGAACGGCCACGAGAGGACCAGAACAUGCUGGCGCCGGGAUACGUUCCCCAGCCCCAAGCAGCACCUUACGAUGACUAUCAUAUUUUCCUCGACGACUUUGCGCCUUCUUCGCACUACUUGCCACCUCCGUUCGAGUCUGAUCAGCAAAUGGGGGGACUAUGGCCCCGUGGCGACAUGCAUCACCGUGGCCCGUCCAAGCCUUCAUCGCAGUUUCCGUCACGGUUCCCUUCGGUCCAGCCGGAUGGUCGGGAGGGUAUGGAAGGUGGUCCCAGGAGCCACGAAGAGUCAAUGAGAGCACCCCUUCGUAUCUCCGCCGUCGACCACACGGUCAUCAAGAACCGACUGGAGGAGUUCUCGUCGGUCAUUCCAAACGACUUUGUAUUUCCGUCUAGACAUACACUCACUCGAUUCCUCGAGGGGUAUAUCAGCGGUUUCCACGAGUAUCUCCCGUUCCUGCAUAUUCCCACAUUAACACCCGCCGAGAUGGCACCGGAACUUCUUCUGGCUAUCUUGGCUGUUGGUGCACAGUACCGAUUCGAGAGCCACCGGGGUCACGCGCUGUGGUAUGCUGCCAAGGCUGUUGCGCUCGAGCAGAUUCGAAGACGGCAUAGCCAUGAGGUUCAUGCCCUUCUACCGACACCUGCUGCGUACAGUCCACACUCGACUCGGCCUUCUCCCAGCUCUGGCUUUAGGCACACCUUUGCCUCGGCACAGCAGGAUCGCCCGAUGACACAAGACACUCAUCGCGAGCCUUUGUAA
Colletotrichum fioriniae is the source of this 1152-nucleotide messenger RNA. Lineage: Eukaryota; Fungi; Ascomycota; Sordariomycetes; Glomerellales; Glomerellaceae. The record is from RefSeq and is a predicted model, not a curated record.